Messenger RNA from Aureococcus anophagefferens, 4125 nucleotides. RefSeq lists its product as hypothetical. The transcript is spliced from 13 exons. Gene Ontology annotation, cellular component: nucleus. Gene Ontology annotation, molecular function: nucleic acid binding; protein binding. NCBI's taxonomy places the organism in Eukaryota, Pelagophyceae, Pelagomonadales, Pelagomonadaceae. The record is from RefSeq and is a predicted model, not a curated record. Bases 1285 to 3567 code for a protein of 760 amino acids.
AUCGCACGUAGUCGCUGCUACACAGAGUGCGUCACGUAGGUUCGCCGCUGGGCUCCGCGCGCGGUUACAUCGUAGGAUGCAGACUAGCCGCCGCCGACACCGCUAUGUGGCGACGAUGCAUGCGUCAGCAGCUGUCACUCACUGCGUAUCAUGUUCACUGGCAUCGUCAUCACGUGAUUACCUCAUCGUUGCGAAAGGAUGCGAAUUAACGAUGUUCGAAGUAGCCUCAGGGGGACUAACCCAGAAGUCCCAUUCGCAAGUUUACGGCCGUAUUGCCGCCAUCGUUGCAUUCGAGAAUCUGCAGAGAUCAAGCGACAUGCUACUUGUCCUGGUGGAACAACGCGUGUUCUACAUUUUGGCCCUGGGUGCAGACGAAAAAUUGCUAUCGAUAUCAAGGGCCGAUUUGACAAUCUCGGGUCGCUCUGUGCUUAUGUCGCCCAGAGCAGUUGUUGAUUCGAAGAGCCGCUGUAUCGCGUUUGGCGUGUACGACAAUUUCCUUCAAUUUGCGGCAAUCGAUACAGCGGGCUAUUCAGAAAUUGCAUUCGAAGAAUGCUCUCAUCUAACACAUGUCUCUGAUCUUGCUUUCCUGGAUGAGCAAAAAGACUUUCCUGUCCUUGCUGUGCUGGGUGAUGACAGUGACAAGAGGAAACUAAUUUUGACGUUUCUUAUAUCUGAUCGACAUUACUGGCCGAAACACGCGGCCAGGUCCAUGGCGGCUUCAGGUUGAACCAGACAUGUGCUGGUGUGUAGCACCGAAGCUACCUGUUGGUGGACUGCUCGUUAUGGGCGGUCGAGAAAUAAGUAUUCUAGGAAUGGCAGACCACGCUAGAGGAUUCCGUCGAAUUGCGGUUGCUGCUGCCAAAAUCACCGUCGUCGCACCAGUGCCAGGCACCUGCAACUGGGUUGCCGUUGAUGAACGUGAAUUUGUCCUUCGAGCUGCUGCGCCAAUACACGAGGCGUCGAGUCCAAGCUUGAAGAUUUAGGUCUACAGCCUAGAGCUCGGUCGGCACAGAUGUAGGCUUCGGGUUCUUGGUCGCGCAAGUACAGUCGCAUCAUGUGUCGCAGCCUUGCGUAGUGGCUACUUGUUUGUUGGAUCUGCAAUGGGCCACUCAGUUCUGACGCAGCUCAUAGUGGGCCUGAAUGAUGAGCAUUCAGAUCGCCUUGAGACUUUGGAUGCACUUCCAAAUCAUGGUCCAGUUGUUGUUGCUUUUCCGAGACGGAAUCAAUAUUGUUUCACACAUUGAAUGGGCUCAAACAUUACAUCUAUCCAGACUGCAAUAGGCAAUGUGCGUUGUAGAGCCUGCUGACGCAGAAGGCCAGGGCCGUAUCGUUGCUUGUUGUGGCGCUGGAGAUGCUGGAACUCUUCACAUUGUUCAUGAUGGCCUCGAUGUCACUGGCACAGCGUCAAGGAGUCCUACUCGUAUCACAAAUCUGUCGUUGAUUUUGUCUUCACGCGGUGAAAUGGUUAUCGUCUCUACGGAAGCUGCGACCCACGCCUUUCUAGUUGCCAACGAUGGCUCCACUACUGCUUUCCCGAGCAACCCGCAGGGCUUUGAUGAGACUAUCAGCACAAUUUACUGUUGCAAUCUCGGCGAUGCUGCGGUGCAAGUGACACCUAGGGCCAUAUCUAAAUUCUAUACGGGAGAAAAUCGCCGUAAAUUGAAGACAUGGCGGCCCAAAGAUGGUCGAAUCACUGCAGCGACUGGAAACAACGGCGCGGUUAUUCUUAUUUCACUCUCAAAUGGCAAAUUAGUGCUCCUAGAUUGUGAUGUGGAACCGAUCGCAUCAGCAGCACUUGAUGAUGAGGCAAGUUGUGUUGCACUCAGUCCUAGUGGCUCUGCUUCAUUUAAAGACUUGGGUAUGGCGCAUGCAACAGCAGUCUCAGUGUGGUCUGAUCCAGUAUCGUGCGUGUCUGUGUAUGAUUCGAUUUUGAAUAAAAUCCACGAUCCUACAAUCACAUGGCAAGACAAGUCUUCGAACGAACAGACGCUUCAAUUUGUUCGAGCUCUCGUUCUCUCAGAAAUAAACGAAAAGCCAUAUCUGUUUUGCGCAUCAGGUGAUGGUCUAGUCACAGUAUAUCAAUUUGCAUGCGGUAAUGAUGUGGUUACCACUACUAGAUUAAGAGCUGUGUCCUUGGGUGUCUUACCUGCACGAGUGCUCAUCCUAGGAGCUUUUGACCGCAUGGCAAGAUCGGUGCUGUGUUUCUCAGAUCGAGCGUGUGUCGUUCGCAGGGGCUGUGCAUCUCACCUGCAAUGGGUCGUUGCAUCUGCCAAAGCCUUUGGAGAAACCACUGAGUGGCGCUACUAUAUUGUUGUUCCUCUCCACAAGAAAGCCACGACCGCUAUCCUAGCGUGCGGGAGUCAGUUUGCCAUUUGCAAAAUUGAUGCCAAUCAAGGCAUUAAAGUUGUUUCUGUUCCCCUUGCGGAACAGCCGCUGUGUAUAUGCCAUGACCUCCAAUCCCACCUUUUUGCCGUCUGUACGAUAGAUCACCGCGAAGGUGACAACCAAGGGGUCAUUCGCUUUCUUCGGGAUGAGGCACCAUACAACGAUGUGCAUCGGGAAGCUCUUGAACCGCUCGAGAUUCCUCUCUGCUGCUCUAUCAUUUCUCUCGACUCUAUUAGUACUUAUAAAGACCAACGCGCUCACUUCGUCGUGGGGACAGCAUUUGCGGCCCAGGAAAAUGAUUUCGAACCAUGCUCUGGUCGUAUGAUAAUCUUCAGGAGCGGUCAGGCUAAUGUUGCUCCUUCUGUCUUGUUCUUCGUAGAGGCAAAUGGAGCAGUAUAUGACGUCGCUGCUAUGCGUGCAAGUCUCCUCGUUUGUGCUGUGAAUCACGCAAUACAUAUUUACGAUCCCGUUGUCAGAGAUAAUAGAAGAGGGCAUCUCAAGCCCAGGGCUUCAUAUGAUGGUCUUGUUGUUGCGUUGAAAGUACAAUGUUAUGGCAACCUUAUUGUAGUUGGUGAUAUGAUGCGUUCAGUGACCUUGUUGAACCUUAUACGACAGAAAAUGAUAAUCGUUGAGGUUGCAUGUGAUUACAACACCAAUUGGGUGUGUGCUUUGGAGGUGAUUGGUGAUGGCUCAUUUAUAAUUGCUGAUGCUAGUGGAAGUCUUGUUGCGCUGGAAAGCUUGUAUGGUAAUUCUGACAAAGGCUAUUUUCUUGAAUCUCGAGCUAAAAUGCACCUUGGUGACGUAGUCACCUGUUUUGCACGUGGGUCAAUAAUGACUCAAGACGAUUGGCGUAACCCAAAAGUGUCGAAAGUAGCCACGCCAUUAAUUUUCGGAUGCGUAACUUCUUCCAGGGUCCUCGUACUGACUCCCUUGAUAGCUCGUUAUCAGGUGUCUGGCGCAAUCGGUUGCAUCGUUUCUAUUGACGAUGUGACACAUAGCUUGCUCGAGCGCCUUAGCAAAGUCCUCCUUGAAUUUCACUCCGGUGUUGGUGAUUUUGAUCACGAAACUUUUCAGGCUCUGCAUAAUAAUGUUGCUACUUGUAAUGCCGCACCAAUGGACGAUUUCAUUGAUGCUAACGGACAUGAUCAGCGAGCUGAGGCACUUACACUAGUUCACGAGUAGCGCACCUGCGUGCAGAGGCCGGAAGCUCAAUAAAUGCGAACGGCAAAUUCGGCGCUGUCGCACGGGGGUGUUGACAACUGGUUUGGGGGGGCAGGGGGCAUUGAAAAUCCGGGAUUUUGCCGUCGUCGAGCCGAGCUCCGAGACUGCGCCUGUCACGAGGAGCCCGCUUACGAACGCAGCGUUGGAACUCGAAAACGACUCUCGGUUCGUCCGGAACCGUCCGGAGUGGGCGAAGGUGUGGUACGAGAGCGCCGCUUUUUUCUCCGGCGGAACGCGCGUCGGGGGGUCGGACGCGUGGGGCAUUUCGAGGAUUUUCUGGUUACACCCCCAGUUGCACAUGCUUCCGUUUAUUGGCGAUAUUAAGUUCGGCCCGCGACCGCGACCGCGUUUCGCCGGGGCGCCUCGUACCCGCGACCGCGUUUUGCCCGCGCGGGGGAGGAAUCGGGACUUUGCGAGGUCGCAACUCCGCGGGAUCUGUUAGAAUCCGAGUAUGCUAGUAUGAAGCACCAGCAUAGUAUAGCAUGAGCAUAGCCAGUCUAAGGCAGACUUAGCAUAGCC